CUUUUUCUUAAAUACCGCUAUUUCGUUAGGGUAUAUAUUAAUAAUAUCAUUAUCUUUAGUAGAAUAGAGGAGGAAUAUCUACAAUACCUACGUACUAUUUAUAAAAUCCUUGAUAAGACCUAUAUCCAUAUUAGCAUAGCUAAAUCCUUUAUAGAUUACCUAGCUAUAAGACUCCUUAGAUAUAUUAUAAAUAGCAAAAGCAUUACUAAAACCGACGACCGUAUUACUGCCUUUAAGAAGCUAAAGUUUCUAGAUACUCUUGAUAGCUUAGAGUAUUACCUUAGAAUAGCCAGAUAG
Thermothelomyces thermophilus ATCC 42464 is the source of this 297-nucleotide messenger RNA. RefSeq lists its product as uncharacterized. The record is from RefSeq and is a predicted model, not a curated record. Lineage: Eukaryota; Fungi; Ascomycota; Sordariomycetes; Sordariales; Chaetomiaceae. The annotation marks the transcript as partial. The transcript has a single exon.